Phacochoerus africanus (Common warthog) is the source of this 1089-nucleotide messenger RNA. It is a transcript of the gene LSM4, whose product is annotated as LSM4 homolog, U6 small nuclear RNA and mRNA degradation associated. Gene Ontology annotation, cellular component: U6 snRNP; spliceosomal tri-snRNP complex; P-body. Gene Ontology annotation, biological process: spliceosomal snRNP assembly; nuclear-transcribed mRNA catabolic process; P-body assembly. Gene Ontology annotation, molecular function: U6 snRNA binding. NCBI's taxonomy places the organism in Eukaryota, Metazoa, Chordata, Mammalia, Artiodactyla, Suidae. Bases 120 to 539 code for a protein of 139 amino acids. The transcript has 5 exons. The record is from RefSeq and is a predicted model, not a curated record.
GACUGGCUCGCGUUGCUGCCACUCCAUUUCAGCCUAGUGGCGCGCAGAGCUGCAGCUACCGGCGGGAACGUGAGCGGCGGCGGCGGAAGUAGCCCACGAGCCUAGUCCCCGCCGACACCAUGCUUCCCUUGUCGCUGCUGAAAACAGCUCAGAAUCACCCAAUGUUGGUAGAGCUCAAAAACGGGGAGACAUAUAAUGGGCACCUGGUGAGCUGUGACAACUGGAUGAACAUCAACUUGCGUGAGGUGAUCUGCACAUCCAGGGACGGGGACAAAUUCUGGCGGAUGCCCGAGUGUUACAUCCGUGGCAGCACCAUCAAGUACCUCCGCAUCCCUGACGAGAUCAUCGACAUGGUCAAGGAGGAGGUGGUGGCCAAGGGCCGUGGCCGCGGUGGCCUGCAGCAGCAGAAGCAGCAAAAGGGCCGUGGUAUGGGGGGUGCUGGAAGAGGUGUGUUUGGUGGCCGGGGCCGAGGUGGGAUCCCAGGCACUGGCAGAGGUCAGCCAGAAAAGAAGCCGGGCAGACAGGCGGGGAAACAGUGAGCACCCCCUCUGCUCCCCAGAGACUGAGCCGAAAUCACCAGGCAUCUGCUCCCACUCCCGAGGCCGCUUUUCUACUCUCCAGUUCAUAAGUCUUCCCAGCACAAAAAGAAGAGGCAGGUAUCUGGGGGAGGACCCCCUGCCUGUCAUCUAGCGAUCCUCCCCCCUUUUUUUAGCUAGUGGUUCUACAGUUGGAAAUGUUAUUCUGUGCUUCUGGGUUUGUGACGUCACAGCCCACUUGAUUCCUGGAAGAUUCUGUUUAAUGCAUCUUUACAGCACUCACUCUUCUUUUAAGGGCAGGCAUUUUCCCAACAGGUUUGUUCUGCAUUUUGUGUUAGAUCCCCGUGUGGUGAGCAGACGGGAGGUCUUUAUUUUAAGCUCUUUGCACUGAGAUUGACAGCCUGGAGAGUUUCCUGAAACACAGACCCCGAAAUUGCCUUGUCAAAAUGUAUGCUCUAGAAGCUGUUCUGGGAUGAUGCUGGGCCCCAUCCCUUCUCCUCCUCUCUCCCUCUUUGUAUUACAAAAAUAAAAACAAAUACAACAAAUACAAACU